AGUCCAACUCCGAAACGUCUCCAGUACUGUGACUACAUAUAAGACUUCUGUAUAUAAUGCUACAAGACCCUAUCUUUUCACGUGUAAGUACUAUUCUCUAAUCUCGCACUAUUGCUUUUGUUUGCUCUCUCGCUCUUUUCCCCGUUUUCUCUAGAAAACAUGAAGGUGAUUGCUGCGUAUUUGCUGGCUCUUUUGGGAGGGAUCACAAGCCCUUCCGCUGAAGAUAUCAAGAACAUCCUUGGCUCGGUUGGAGCCGAAGCUGAUGAUGAUAAGUGGCGGGAGAAGUUGGCCGUUAUGUCUUCUGCUCAUGAUGGUUUUGCAGUUGCAGCCACCGCUGCAGAUGGUGGUGCUGUUGCUGCUGCUGCGGAGCCAAAGAAAGAACUGGAAAAGGUGGAGGAGAAAGAGGAAUCUGAUGAAGAAAUGUGCUUCAGUCUCUUUGAUUAAGAAGUACUUGGUUCAUUUGUCAGUCUAUGAAUAUCCAAGCUCCAAUAUACGGCGCCGGCGUGAGAAUGAAUUAGAAGUUUAUAACUUAUAAUUUUGUAGUUUAUAGCUUAAUUAGUUUUAGGCAGAAAAAAGGCUGGAUCAGUACUUACCACUCUAAUGUCAUAUUUGAAUUUGGUCUAUUAUUUUAUCCGAGGAUUUGAUUUAUUAUAUA
Molecule: messenger RNA, 655 nt
Organism: Juglans regia (Persian walnut)
Lineage: Eukaryota; Viridiplantae; Streptophyta; Magnoliopsida; Fagales; Juglandaceae
Product: 60S acidic ribosomal protein P2B-like
Exons: 4
Coding region: 160-444 (94 amino acids)
Biological process (GO): cytoplasmic translational elongation
Cellular component (GO): cytosolic large ribosomal subunit; ribosome
Molecular function (GO): structural constituent of ribosome
Source: RefSeq, a predicted model, not a curated record